AUGCAACUGCAUCCUUUAAACAAUGAGGCCAGUUUGACAUCACCCUCAAAUGCAAAUACAAGGUGCUAAUACCAUGAAUAUAUAUCAGAAAUAUAAUAUUGGAUGACCUGUAAUUAUGCGGUAGAUAGUAAAUAAUGUUAAAUAAUUUCUGUAAAUUUGAAAAUUACUGUAAUUGUUUUGUGAUUGUUUAAUUAAUAAUGAAAAAAUUUUGACAAGAAUGAAUAUAUAACAGGGGUCAAUUUGAUAAAACUCUUACAAGUGUAAUUUACAAGUGUAGCUAUUGUACUUUCUAAAAUUUGCAUAAAAAUAUGCCCACUGAUCUUGCCCAUUGAUCUUCAGUAUGCAGUUUGGAAUAAUUAUUGCAAAUCCACAGUGUGAGGAUCUUAAAAGACAUUUUUCUCACCUUUCUCAGUUGUAGUUGAUUUAAUUGAUCUGAAUCAUUUCAGCAAUAGUGGCAAAUGGGGAGAUGAGGAGAUUGAAUUGUUGCGGAAUGCAGUAAAAAGAUUUGGAGAAGAUUUAAAGAAGAUAAGUGGUCAGGUCAAGAACAAGUCUGUGUGAGUAUUUAUUAUUUACAUAAUUUAUUUUGUAAAACAAAGGGGGAAUUAAUUUUUUUAUAUAAGAUCAAGAUUGAGUCAUUUGAAACCUACCAGUAUUUCCAUGAAGCAGAACUUUAUUACUUAAGGAAAUGGAAUUUUAGUGAUAACCAUCAUGAUAGAUAAAAACCCACAUCAUGGAUCUUACUGUGCUGCCACAGGGCAGCUAUCACUAAGUGUCAGGCACCGGGAAUCUCCGCCAGCUACCAGGAGCAUGAACCCUGGCUACUUUCAUGAAAAACAAAAGAAAAAUAGAACCAAACGAUCUUCCUAGCUAAGAUUCAAUUCCCCUCCUUCUCAUAGACCUUUCCCGCAUUACUGUAUCUACAAAGGCACCAACUCGAGACUCGGGUGGACAAAAUCCAGUGAUUUGUAUGAAAUUGUCUACCGAGCCUUGUCCUCAUUUCUUUACGUUUUCUUGUGAACUGGAGCAUGAUGCGGGAAAGGUCUAUUGCAUCUACCAGGCAACUUGAAAUCUUAGUGACAGUGUGUGCUAGUUGUCAUCACUGCAAUUUGGUUUACAUCCUAUUUGCCCUUCUUUCCUAAAUUAGAGCCCAAAUAAAAUCUGCGCUCAAAAAAAGGCUUCAUGAGCAGGAGACCUCCUCACAGAAUGUGAAAAAAACCAAGGAAAAGACCCAGGCACCAUCCAGUGAACCACAAGCUAAGAAAAAGAAAACAGAAGGUUUGAACAAUUCCAAUUUUAUUUCAAUUUCCUUUGUAUCCACUUCACCCAUCACUUCAGUUUAUAUGAAUAAUUAUAUUUACACACUGGCAGUGUGUGGCUGAAGUUAAAGCCAGCUGGAAAUGAUCACAUUACCAGUCUUGAAAAAAUAAAAAUAUUAAUGUCUCUGGGAUUUUUUCCUUACAAAGCAAAAGCCUAAGGCCUGAGUAAAGUGAGGUUUAUAAGCAUCUCAGAAUUCUUUUGUUUCAUGUAUAGAUCACUUAGGCCAGUGGAAUCUUGGCUGGCCUUAAUUUACAGAUAUGUUGUGCUUCAAUUUUAUAUUCCUUGGUUUAAAUUUUAUUCUUCAUUGUUUUAAACUGCCAUACCAAGAACAAGAGGAAGAUAAAGUUUACAUCAGGGAUAAAUCUAAACCACAACUUGCAGCAAAACCAUACCAGGAUAAAUCUAAACAAAGAAUUCAGCAAUUCAGUCAAUAUACUAUGAAAAAAUUACCAUAUCAUCGAUCUCAAGGGGCUACGUAUGUUAACUCAAAUUUUUUUGAACAAAUACUGAUCAAAACCAUUGGCAGCUUAUGUAGCUUGUUUCUGAUUAUUGCUUUUUAAAUUCCAUUAAAUUAACUUUCGAAAAAAAAGUUACCAAAAGUGCCAGCCUAGCAUUAAGCACAGUGUAGCUAGCUUAGUGCUGACUUGUAAACAAUGUUUUUGUUCUUUUAAUUACACCAGAUAGUGACUAAAAGUGGCUCAGCUACCCUGAAAUGUUGUUUCUGUGCAAAAUUUCUGAGGGCUAAUGUGUCAGCUAGUAAAUUGCUCUAGUUACAUAUGUCCUUAUAGGUUUUUGUGGCCUCAGUGACAAAAAAGCUGGGACUCCUAAGUUUCUUUUGGCCUUGGCUUUGAGUGUGCUAUAAUAAGAAGGAAAAAAAGUACAAUUUAUUAUUGUACUUUUUUUUCCUCCUUUUCCUUUAUUUUCUAUAAUUUACAUGACUGCAAUCUCCUUUGCAGUCCAAUCAAGCUCUGAAGAUGAUCAGCUAUCCUCAGCUUUUUCCCCUGGUCCCAUACCAAGUACAACGGUUCCUGUAACCGACUUGCUUCCAGAAGGCAGCUCACCCCUCAAGACUGUCACCAAUGGUACAGAAAAUGAUGUUGAUAUUGUCGGCAUUUUUGAUAACGGACAAGACACUGUUUUUCCAGAGAUGCCUGGAGGUAAUGUUCUCAGUUAAACCUGAAUUUCUUUAUUUUCCUUUUGCUUUAAAAUGCUAGUAGUCAACUCUCUUAGAUAGACAUUGCUAGUAUCUGCAUUGUACCACUAUAAAGUGUUCAUGUUGGAGAAGUGUCUGCCUGGUACAGAGUCAAGGAAAAGGACCAGAGAACAGCAACUGACCUGUUGUAGGUGUCCAAUUUAGGAAGGUUUCUGACCUUUUAAAAUACACGUCUCAACAUUAAGAGAGAGUCGACUGUUGAUACAUAGGUAUUCAUGUGAUCUGACUGUGGGCAGUUCACCUGACUAAUAAUAUUAUUGGCCAUGUCAUGUGGCUUUCCAGAAGGCUUUCUGUAGUGGCUAGAGUUGCUGUCCAUUUCCAUUUCAAGUAUAAGCAUAAUAAGAAAAGAAAAAGACUUGGAUGGCAAUUUUUGUUAAAAAGUUGCUGUCCAUUUCCUACAGAUCAAAUCUUGUAGGAAACAUGCUUUGAAAAUAACUGCAAAUGGCUGUUGAGCUAAAAGAAAACUGCAGAGUUUCUUAAAUUUUCAUAAAUUAUGAUUGCCAAUCUAAUGACAGUUAGUGUUCUUUGCAAAACAUAAUUGUUAGAAACAUUUGCAUAUGGUAUUGAGUAAUUUACUCUUUAAUACUAUUAAAUAAAAUAUAGGGGCAAAAAAGAGGCCACAGUUCAUUUGUAUCUUUGCGUGCACAAUCACAAAAAAAUUUAAGCUUUCAAGGAAGAGAUUCACUUUCUUCUGCAACAGCAUUUAAAUUUUCCUCUUCAUCUCAGUUUCACUUUAUGUUUAUUGCAGCUUUAGGACCACUUGAAACCCAGAUUGCAGAUGAAAUCCUUUCCACAAUGUGACAGUAAACUCAAGGGGCAUUUUUGUCGCAUAACCUGAUGAUGUUGAAAAUGUCUGUUAUGUCCAUAGUAUGCUGUUCAAUAUUUAUUUUAAUCUGUAUUAUAGUGUACGUUUCAAACUAUUAUAACAUUUUAUGCUGUAUUUCUUCUGUUUAGGCUGACAGCUAGAACAUUCAAGCUAAUUUUUGUUUUAUGAGCAAUCUCAUAUUUUUCUGUAUAAUAAAAAAUAGGUUAAAUAAUGAGAAAUACCCUGUACCAGGCUCAUGGUCAGUGUAGAGGAGCAAAAGAAGCAAGUGAGCAGUGAAAUAGCAAAUGAGUGUAAAACAGCAGAAUGAUAAAGGGGAGAUCCUGUAGACAAUAUUUUCUAAAUGCCUCAAUCUGCCCACUACCCUGUCACUUCCUGAAAUACCAUUUCUCGGGUCAAAAUUGCAAAAUUUCAGGAGGAGCAGUGUCGGGGGGUUUCACAUGCUCUAAACAUGUUUGUUACACUCUGUGCUCUGUGAAGUCAAAUAAUAAUAUUGUUGAUUAAGUAAACUGUCACAAUUGAUCAUGACCAAUCAUAGCCGGGUAUACCAACAGCUGGUAUAUACACUGGAAUGAGGUAUUGAAAACAAUUCUUACAAGCUCCACUACUCUGUCUCUUCCCAGCCCUCACAUGGUUUUUGCCCAAUUUUUCUCAAUCCGCAUUUCUCGCUAUCUUGGAACCUGGAACAGGCUAAAUGGGGAAUUGCUUGCAUGGCUAACCAGCACCUGUGUCAAAGUUUCAAUUUUUCUUACUGACAUAGUAAAGAAAACUUAUUGUAUGCAAAAGAUAUCUGUUAUAAAAAAACAAACGACCUAUUCUCUAUGGAUUUUUUUGUUACUUUAGAACUCAUCAAGAGCUUCUUUUAUUGGUAUAUCAUGUACAUGUAAUACAGGAACAACUUUAUAAACACAAAUAUGUUUAU
Molecule: messenger RNA, 4275 nt
Organism: Porites lobata
Lineage: Eukaryota; Metazoa; Cnidaria; Anthozoa; Scleractinia; Poritidae
Source: the annotation of a GenBank genome assembly